Messenger RNA from Rhineura floridana, 4666 nucleotides. RefSeq names its product zinc finger protein OZF-like. NCBI's taxonomy places the organism in Eukaryota, Metazoa, Chordata, Lepidosauria, Squamata, Rhineuridae. The transcript has 2 exons. Bases 81 to 1433 code for a protein of 450 amino acids. The record is from RefSeq and is a predicted model, not a curated record.
UAGUGAACACACAUUUUCUUUUCACUUCCCGGAAGGGAAAUCAGCCUCUGGAGGUUCCUUUGCAGCGCCUCGAGAAAGCGAUGAUGGAUGUGCAAGACAAUUAUAAGAACCCAUCUGUGGUUUCACCAGAAACAACCAAAGGUGAAGCAGGAGCAGAAACAAUUGCAAAUCAAAGGGGACGAAAAAGACCCAAAGGAAGCCAAUCAAAGAAUGGGAAGGAGUCCACUACUUCUCAGGAUGCUGACAUCUACAGAUUCCUGAUCCCACAAGAUCAGAAAAGAAAGAGAAGGGAAACAUGUCUAGUGCAGGGGGAAAUAUUCAAAGAUAAAUCAAUAUUAAAUGGAUACUUCAGCAUCCAAAGAGGAGAGAAACCAUAUAGAUGUAUGGAUUGUGGGAAAAGCUUCAGUGUAAGUAGUAGUCUUGCUUCACAUCAAAGAAUCCACACAGGGGAGAAACCAUAUAAAUGUUUGGAAUGUGGAAAAAGCUUCAGUGACAGCGGAAGUCUUUGUGCACAUCAAAGAACCCACACGGGAGAGAAACCAUAUAAAUGUUUGGAAUGUGGAAAAAGCUUCAGUGUAAGUGGCAGUCUGGCUUCACAUCAAAGGACCCACACAGGGGAAAAACCAUAUACAUGCAUGGAAUGUGGGAAAAGCUUCAAUGUGAGUGGUAGUUUGGCUUCUCAUCAAAGAAUUCACAAAGGGGAAAAACCUUAUAAAUGCAUGGAAUGUGGAAAAAGCUUCACUGUAAGCAGUAGCCUUACUUUACAUUUAAGGACGCACACAGGGGAGAAACCAUAUAUAUGCAUGGAGUGUGGAAAAAGCUUUAAUAAAAGUGGAAACCUCAAUACACAUCAAAAAACACACAUAGGGGAGAAACCAUAUAAAUGUAUGGAAUGUGGAAAGAGCUUCAGUCAACAUCAGCACCUUACUUCACAUGAAAGAACCCACACAGGAGAAAAACCAUAUAAAUGUGUGGAAUGUGGAAUGAGCUUCAGUGAUAGUGGAAGUCUUACCAUCCAUAAAAGAACCCACACGGGGGAGAAACCAUAUAAAUGCUUGGUAUGUGAAAAGACAUUCAGUCAGAGUGGAAACCUUACUUCACAUGAAAGAACCCACACAGGGGAGAAACCAUAUAAAUGUAUGGAAUGUGGGAAAAGUUUCAGUGUGGGUGGUAGUCUUUCUUCCCAUCAAAGAAUUCACACAGGGGAGCAACCAUAUAAAUGUGUUGAGUGUGGAAAAAGCUUCAGUGUGAGCAGUAGCCUUACUUUACAUCAAAGAACCCACACAGGAGAGAAACCAUAUAAAUGCAUGGACUGUGGAAAGAGAUUUAGCAAAAACAGAAACCUUAAAACACAUCAAAAAACCCACACAAAGGAGAAACCUGUCAGGUCCAUUCCUCAUACCCUUCAUAUCAAACAAGCUGGGCCUGAGUAAGAGUGAGGAUGAAUCUGGUACAGAAGCAGGAUUCACAACAGAGUAUACUGAUGUUGGAGGGCUGCUAAAGCCAACAGAAACCACAUAAUAACUAGGACUGCCCAAAGGAAACCUAUGGUGAGCUGGUAUCCCAGCAAAGGCCAGCACAUUCUUUUCAGGUGCCAGUACGAAAUGCCGGUCAUGGGCAGCCAAGAAAAAAAAGAGGUAUCGGUACUAAUGUCUGUGUGUGCUGUCACACGCUAAAAAGCCAUGGUACUACUGCAAGGCUUCCUAGUUUCUUGCUGUUUUGCAAGGUAUGCAUGGUAUGUCUCUGGCUUCUCCCUCCUCCUAGGUAGACUCCUUCAGGGUAAAGUAUUGUGGCAGCUAGAUGUGCACUCUGUUGGCUCUGGAUUGCCCACCAGGUUUUGUUGUGUUUUGAGUUCCUCAACCUCAGGAGAUGAAAGGAGAAAAAUAUGAGUUGUAAGGUGUGUGUGUGUGUUCAUCAGGGGGGAAGAGCAAGAUGUCCUUGGGACUAGCUAGUCAGCAAGCUCUUCGAGAAUCCCAACACUAUGCCUCCCCUUCUGAUGUCUCCUUAGGAGUCCUGUUCAGGCUGAACCUUGACAAGCCCCCCCUUUUUUUAAGUUCUAGAAGUGUGGAUAGAGCUUCAUUUGGAGUCAACAACUUAGUACACAUCAAAGAACCCACAGAGAAGAGAAAUCCUAUUAAGAUAGGAUAUGUUGAAAGACCUUCUGUCAGAAUGAUGUUCUUACUUUACAUUAGGGUCAGCUCAGUGGUCCCAUUCCCUUAGAAGGAGCCUUCUAAGGGCAACAUGCCAGCGGUAAGUAGAGCUUGGGGCCAAAACUGGGGCCCCUAGCUUCCCAAUCAUCUGCUCCCAUCGGUGGUACAUGCCCUGGUCUCCUCUUGCCUAGACUACUGUAAUGUGCUCUAUGUGGGGCUACCCUUGAAAACGGUCCGGAAGCUGCAACUGGUACAGAAUGUGGCGGCGAGAUCACAUAACUCCAGUGCUAAAAGAGUUGCACUGGUUACCAGUUGCUUGCCAGGCCCAAUUCAAGGUGUUGGUUUUGACCUUUAAAUCCCUAUAUGGUCUCGGCCCAGUCUGUCUGAAGGAGCGCCUCCAGCAUCAUCGGCUAUGCCGCCCAACAAGAUCAGCCUCAAAAGACCUUCUCUCUAUCUCAUCAGUCAAAACAGCCAGACUGGUGAGGACUAGAGAGAGGGCUUUUUCAAUUGUGGCCCCCACCCUGUGGAACUCCCUCCCAAAUGAUCUCCGCCAUGCCCCCUCUAUAAUGAGUUUCCGCUGGGCUGUGAAGACCUGGCUCUUCAGGCAGGCUUUUGGGGUGGGCUAGAUUUUAUCGUCAUUGUUUCCAGAUUUUUAAUGUCUGUUAUAUUUGUACGUCGCCCAGAGUGGCAGGAUAGCCAGCCAGAUGGGUGACUAAGAGAUUCAAUAAAUAAAUAAAUACUCCACAUUCUUCUGCACACAACCACCGAUACAUACACCCUUCCAUGUGUUUUGUUCUCUUCACCUUCCCCCGCCACUUUCUUCCCCUUCAGUCUCUUUUCCUCUCCCCACUUCCUUCUGGCACUGUCUCCCCUCCCAUGUAGCUAUUAAGCUUUGAUAGAAAUGUCAAAAAAGCAUAAUCACGUCACAGGGAGGACUGACUGCUGUUGUGUACCCCAGCUUUCCAUGGAGAAACCCAUGUUUGAGAAAAAAUAUUUAAAUGCAGCGAGCAGGGGUGGGGAAGCUGUGGCCCUCCAGAUGUUGCUAAACUCCAGCACCCAUCAUCCCUGACCACGGGCCAUGCUGGCUGGGGCUGAUGGGAGUUGGAGCCCCAACAACAUCAGGAGGGCCACAGAUUCCCCUGCUCUGCCACAGAGCUUCCUUAUCAAUCCAGCUAUUAAGGACUGAUAACCUCAUUAAGCUCAAGUGGAUGUUGGCCUGCGCUGAAACAAAAGAAGACCCUUGAUGGACCAGACAAAUAUAUCAUACAUGGCCGCAUUCCUGCUCACUUCACUUGCCAACCCCACCCACCUGUAUUCCCUCCCUUUACACCUGUCUGUCUCCAUUGUUACCUUCUGAUAAUUCGUAUGUGUGGAAUUGGGGAGAGCCUGAAACCCCAAAAGAUGCUGUUUAUGAUAGGACCUCUAAUAGGGCCGGAUUCAAUACCACCUAUAGAGACGCCAUAAGGUUAUUUAAGGAGAAGUGAAAUAAUUAAGCCUGAAAGCAGCUGAAGAGAAAUUAUAGCAAAGGGUAGAGUAGAAUGUUGGAUAGGAAUAGAAGAUAAGGGGUAAAUGUGCUCUGAAAAGUGGAAGUUCUAGAAUGACAUGCUCAAAGUGAAAAACAAAUGAGGUCAUUAGUUGUAUAAGUUAGAAGACGCAGAUGGGGUGAUCGUGAGCCUUUAUAGACAAAGUGGCCAGGAUAAGGUAGAAACACCCAAGGUGGAGUAGGUGUAGCAAGGCCUGUAUAGACGACCAGUGAUGGCAGCAGACACUCAACACAUCCCAUCUCAUCAAAGAGGGGCUAAAUCAUAUCUGACAACAUCAGGCCCCUGGCUUAGAUAAGAUAAGUCUAGACAAACAGACUGAUCACCUACAUAAAAGGUUAAUGCUAUCUAUAGGUAUGGUAAACUAUCUGUUUUGUCCAUAGAUCAGGUUAAUAGCUUGUAUAUAAACUUAUGUGUGCACGUGGAGUGUUGCUUGUCAGAGUUUUACUCUUUAUAAGUCGUGAAUAAAGGAUAUGAAUGAAUGAACAUAUCCUGUUCAUAUUGUCUACUGGGUGUAUCAGAGUACUGGCUGGUUCUGGAGAAUGUAAAAGAUCCUAUUUAUAGGUUGGUCAGGUACACCUACCUAUAAAAUAAUAAACCCAAUUGGUGAAGGAAAACACCAUCUCCCUCCUCUGCUGGCCCAGCAGCUCUCAGAAGUCUGUCACCACGCUGUAAUUCAUAGCGGCACCUGUUGGAAGCCAAGCCAACUGCUGUGUGACAACAGCCUUACCUGUAUAUUAUAUACUAAGAUGUGUGUGUACACACCCGUGGCUCUUUCUCAUGAAACUUUUUCAAAGCAAGAUGCAAGACUGUUUUUGCUGCAGCAGAUUAUCAUGGCUACUCCUCUGGAAGCAGUUUACAGCUUAUAUGAGAUGGGCAGAGCUGUAAGUUGGCUGAAGUUGAAACAUCUUUGGGGAGGAUGCAGAGCCAUUUUCUGGGGAUCAGAUUUGGGGUAGCAGAUGUGCCACUGUGUGG